Molecule: messenger RNA, 738 nt
Organism: Uncinocarpus reesii 1704
Lineage: Eukaryota; Fungi; Ascomycota; Eurotiomycetes; Onygenales; Onygenaceae
Exons: 2
Coding region: 1-738 (245 amino acids)
Biological process (GO): RNA processing
Source: RefSeq, a predicted model, not a curated record
AUGCGGAAAGAAUCAUACAGUCUUGCGGAUCUCAUUGAAGUUACCAAGCCUUCUCCGCAACGGGACGACUCCUUGAUAAACUGCCAGUAUUUCGCAAAGUGUGGAGGAUGUCAGUUUCAGAUGUUGCCUUAUGAAGACCAACUCAAGCAUAAGAAACGGAUUAUUGAGAAGGCUUAUAGCAAUUUCUCGGGAUUGAACCCGGAGCAGGUGCCCGCGAUAAAAGAGACAAUGGGCUCGCCAUUGCAAUAUGGAUACAGGACGAAAUUGACUCCUCACUUUUCGCUUCCUUUUAGCCGGAAAAAGGGUCCUCAGAAGUUGACUGAAGUCCCCAAUAUUGGAUUUAUGAUGAAGGGGCGACGGACAGUUAUGGACAUUGAAGAUUGCCCCUUGGGUACCGACAUUGUUAGGACAGGACUGAAGAACGAGAGAAAAAGGGUCGUGGAUAACUUGAACCAAUUCAAAGCCGGUGCGACCCUCUUAGUUCGAGAAAAUACAAAAAGGAUACCCAAGAAUAAAGAGGAAGAAGACACCUCCGGGAACGAUACCACCCGCGACGUCAUUCGCACAGAGUAUCCCGAUUACAUCGAAGAAAAGAGCUACAUUACGGACCAAAAGGGAAUAUCGUCGGAAUACAUCGACGACUAUCUUUUCCGUAAUGUAGCUGGAACCUUUUUCCAAAAUAACAACUCCAUCCUCUCCCCCUUCACCCAAUACUCCCAAACUAAAAUACCUCCUUGA